CAGAGACGCCUGCCUUUGGAGGCCCAGCUGAGCAUGUGUGUGCAUAUCCGUGUGCUGUCGCAGGAUGGGCCGUCUUCGUGUCAAACGUGCAGAUCUUGGGUCAUCAUUUUCAUCUGCAAAAACCAAAUUUACCUCAUAUCGAUCUAUAACUUAUCCGACUUCGCAUCCAUCUACAAGAAUUCCUUCAACUGCAACUUCUCUAACCACUCUUCCAUCUACAAGUACCUCUCAUCCAUCUGCAACUUCCCCAACCACUCUUCCAUCUUUAAUAACUUCUCAAACCUCUAAUCCAUCUGCAAAUUUCUCUGCCACUACUCCAUCUUCAAUAACUUCUCCAACCUCCAAUUCAUCUGCAACUUCUCCAACCAGUCUUUCAUCUACAAGUACAUCUCAUCCAUCUGCAACUUCCCCAACCACUCUUCCAUCUUUAAUAACUUCUCAAACCUCUAAUCAAUCUGCAAAUUUCUCACCCACUACUGCAUCUUCAAUAACUGCUCCAACCUCCAAUUCAUCUGCAGCUUCUCCAACCAGUCUUUCAUCUACAAGUACAUCUCAUCCAUCUGCAACUUCCCCAACCACUCUUCCAUCUUUCAUAACUUCUCAAACCUCUAAUCCAUCUGCAAAUUUCUCACCCACUACUCCAUCUUCAAUAACUUCUCUAACCUCCAAUUCAUCUGCAACUUCUCCAACCAUUCUUUCAUCUAUAAGUACCUCUCAUCCAUCUGCAAAUUCCCCAACCACUUUUCUAUCUUCAGCAAUUUCUUCAACCUCCCAUUCACCUGCAACUUCCCCAGGGACUCUUUCAUCUUCAAAUACUUCUCCAACUUUUCAUCCACCUGCAAAUUUCUUAGCCACUUUUCCAUCUUCAGUAACUUCUUCAACGUCCAAUUCAUCUACCACUUCUCUAUCCACUCAUUCAUCUACAAGUACCUCUCAUCCAUCUGCAACUUCCCCAAGCACUCUUCCAUCUUUAAUAGCUUCUCCAACCUCUCAUCCAUCUGUAACUUCUUUAAAUAGUAAUACGUCAUCAGCAAUUCCUCCAACCUCUUAUCCAUCUGUAACUUCUAUAGUCAAACUUUCAUCUGCAACAACCUCUCAUUUAUCUGCAACAUCUCCCACCACAUCUCCUUCUUCACAAGUAUCUGCAAAUUCUUCAACCAUUCUUCUAUCUGCAACAACCUCUCAUCCAUCUUCAACAACUUCUCCAAACUCCAUUCCAUCCACAUCAAUCUCUCCACCAUCCCCCUCGCUUCCAACAACCUCCUCAAAUUCCUCAAGACCUACAACAUCUUCGCCAUCACCUACAUCUACCAAAACCCUUACAACAUCACCUACAUCCACAACAACCUCAUCAAAUACAACGGAAAAUGCAACGCUUACCAUUCAUAAUACCACUGCUCCAGAUGCAUCAACACCCAACAGAUCCACUGAGUUGCCAGUAAACAGUUCCACCAUGGUGCCCCCAAUUAUGACUUCCACGCCCAGAUCUACGCUUACGUCUCCAGAUGCUAACAACAUCUUGGCCACAAAAAACGCUACAACAAACUCAACCUGUCAGUGUGACUUAUACUGCAAUGCGAAAGCUGCAUACUACUACUUUAAUAUCACUGUGAAUAAUCCUGCAGUGAACAUCACUGAAAUUAAGCAUUUGAUCUCCACAUUGAAUUUAACCACACCAACUUGCAGGACGAAUUCAUCGUCUUCCUGUUCAUCUUCCCUCACCUCUCAGGACGAUUAUGUGAAUUGCAAUAAUCCAGAUAUGACCCCGAUGAGUUACACGGUGGUACUGAAGCUGGCAGAGGACCAGGACGUGUGCACUGUGAGGAAGGCCGUGGCCAUGCAGUUUACCGGCAACAGCAGCAUCAACUUCACAGGACCUGUAUGCAGAGUGGCAAUAUGUGGCCCGAUGGUAAAUAUUUCAAGCGCGAAAGUCAACUGGUACCAGUUCAACUACAGCUACAAAGACUUUUGCAUUGUCCCCUAUGUUUGGCCUUGCCAAGGCGAUUGGAUCAAUGUUAAUAUACUGAAUGAGACAUGUGGCACCAACUCUACAGUCCCUCCCCACACCGUUUCCACGGUGACAUCCCGACCGUUCUCUACAGUCACAACACUGACUGUGGUCCCCCCGACAACACAAAGCUCCGAAAAACAGGCACAGGAGCUGCUUAACCUGACAAUGAAUGCGGCGGCUCUCAACUCCUCCCAGGUGGCGGCGCUGGUGUCCAGCCUCGAGGAGCUUCUGUCUGGGCCCAGUAUUAGCCAGGAGCUGGGCGAGACAGUCAUCAGUGCUGUCAGCAACCUGCUCAAUGCGAAUGCAAGCGCUCUGGCUGCUUCCUCCACCAGAAUCAUUGGCCUGGUGGACACGGUGGGGAUUAAGUUAGUCCUAGCUGAUCCAACAGAGACAAUACUGUCUGAAUCAGUGGCUCUGGGUGUGAAGAAAGUGAAUGGAACAAACUUUCAGCAGACCUCCUUCUCCAUUAUGAACUCUUCCAAUGUGCAGAUUGAUGGGAGUGGAGGUCUCAAAGCAGCUGCAUCAUCUCCAGUGCCUCAGGGCUCCAUUACACUACCAGCUUCCCUGACCAGCAACCUGACAUCUCAGGACAAACUUCUAGCUUCCAGAGUUCAGUUCAACUUCUACCAGAAGAGCACCGUGUUUGUGGACAAAUCACUAUCACGUGAGAAUUGUGUACUAAACAGCGGCAUUCUCGGCUCCAGCGUAGCCAACCUGUCCAUCAGUGGCUUAAAAGAUGACGUGGAAUUCGUUCUAAAGACCACAGAGCCCAACGACAAAAAGAAAAAUGUCUACUGUGUAUUCUGGAACUUCACAGAAAACAAUGGAUCUGGGGGUUGGAGUAGUGCUGGUUGCUCUGUUCAGAACACCACCAGUGAGCAGACCACGUGCAGGUGCAACCACCUCACUAGCUUUGCUGUGCUGCUGGACAUUUCCAUGGAUAACAGUAUUAGCCCUGUGCAGAAUGAAAUCCUCACCUACAUCUCCUACAUCGGCUGUGGAAUAUCUGCAAUCUUUCUCUCUGUGACGCUGCUGACCUACCUGGCUUUUGAGAAGUUGCGCAGGGACAUCCCCGCCAAGAUCCUGAUCCAGCUGUGCCUGGCACUGCUGCUGCUCAACCUGGUCUUCCUGCUGGACUCCUGGCUGGCACUGUAUCCUCAGGCCAAGGGUCUCUGCAUCUCUACUGCCUUCUUCUUGCACUACUUCCUGCUGGCCUCCUUCACCUGGAUGGGAUUGGAGGCCUUCCACAUGUACCUGGCACUGGUCAAGGUCUUCAACACUUAUGUGACCAGAUACAUGCUCAAGUUCUGCAUUGUCGGCUGGGGUGCUCCACUUAUUGUGGUUGUCAUUAUCAUCUCUGUCAAUAAAGACUACUAUGGCUUUGGUUCCUAUGGGCGCUUCCCUGAUGGUUCCACAGACACUUUCUGCUGGCUGACUGACCUGAAUGACCAGACUGUGUUCUACGUGGGAGUUGUAGCCUACUUCUGCCUGGUGUUCCUGAUCAACCUGGCCAUGUUUGUGGUGGUGCUGGUGCAGCUGUGUCGGAUAAAGCGGCAGAACCCCCACAAUUCGCAGCACCGGAGCGUGCUGCAGGAUCUGCGCAGCGUGGCUGGCCUCACCAUCCUGCUGGGGCUCACCUGGGGAUUCGCCUUCUUUGCUUGGGGACCUCUCAACCUGCCCUUCAUGUACCUCUUCUCCAUUUUCAAUUCUCUGCAGGGGUUCUUCAUCUUUAUCUUCCAUUGUGCCAUCAAAGAAAACGUCCGUCAGCAGUGGAGGACCUACCUGUGCUGUGGGAGACUAAGGCUACCUGAGAACUCUGAUUGGAGCCGGACCGCUACGCAAAACCUGGCGAAGAACCGCUCCAGGAUGGUCCCAGGCUCUUCCCGCUUGUCCAAUUCGACUCAGUCCAACAACACUACCAGCACUUCCUUCCUGGCCAGUGAACCCGCAGAGUCUGUGAAUGGCAUCGAAAACCCCUAUGAUGACAGGAGCAUCAAUGCGCUGGAGGACGCACACGCAGAUGUCAUUGUGAACGAGAUCAUCAGCAGACACAGGACUACAAGGCGGCAGUGACCUCUAGGAGGAACGCACCACACAUCGUAGCUCAUUGUCUCUCGAUUUCUGUCCAAACACAGAGAAAACAAUGCAUCACUGCAUUUACUGCAUUUAGGUGCAAGUUUACACAAAAACAUACAGGUGAUAUUUAUAUACAAUCCAGGAAGCCCAUACCAAUGACAUAUAGGACCUGUCAUUGACAAUUGUGAUUUCAGAUUUUGAAAAACAUGCACACCGUGAAAUUUAAAGAGAAUUCUGCCUUCAGUGUUUAGUAAUUCAGUUAUAUCUGUUAUAUCCAGCAAUUCAUAUAAUAUCUUAUAUUAUAUUCAUCAAAAGGAAAUUAGCGUCCCAGAAUGCACUGCUUUGUUAUUCCAUGAUGCACUGAGUAGAUUUUCUACUGGAGCCUGUCACCCAUCCAUCUUUAUACUGCUUAUCCAGGAGAGAGUCACGGGGAGCUGGACAGGGCGCGCACACAGAGGCUGGGCUGGGACGUGAUGAACUCAGGGUUGCUACAUGAACGUGUCUCCCUGGAGGCGUAAGGCUCUGGGAGGCUGCGAGGGACACGUGCGUGUGCAGGCAGGGCUCGGGGUGUUGGGGAGGAAUGGCAGCUCAGUCAUGCAAGCAGCCAACAAAAGACACGGCUUGUCUGGACUUGUGUGUCAGGGAGGUGAAGAUACAGAGUGAUAAGGGUGUACUGCUUUGUAAAAUGACAGAUAUAUGAAACCAUGCCUUCUGCUGUAGAUUCAUAAUCAAAAAAUUGUGUGUUCUUAACAGUCGGACCCUAAAAGUAACCCAACUCUGGCCAGACAGCAAUGCCUAGAUUUGAACAGCAGGGGGGGAUGUGGUGCAGUAAUAAUUACAUUUAUUGAGCACUUUUUUUUUUUUUUGACGUAUAAGCAAGGCAAGUAGCACAUUAGAAACAUGCAUGCUGUCAAGGAGUCGACUAGGCAUAAGUGCAGCUUGGCUCAGCUUCGUAUGAAUGCUCUGGUACAUAAAAGCAUAUUAGUCUUCUGGGGAGGUUCUCUUAUUUGUCAUGUCUACUUGAAUGCCUGAUCUGACACAAAAAGCUUGGAAGAGAGAGACAAACUGUUUUUGAAACCACAUACUAUACUACUAAUAUAAUACUGAUUUAGUCCAAAAAGUAGUAUGUUGUACACAGUACACCAAAGAUACUGAGAUGUCGCACACCAGUAUGCACAAGACCAGUCUAAGUCACCUACUGCGUCCCAUAAUGCAAAGCAGCAGAUCGUCACAGCCUCGUUUUGACUGUUUAACUUGGAAAAAAAUAAUUUCUUUUAUUCAGUUUUCCUUUCUAUUAUUGUUAUUUUCAUAGCAAUUUACUGCAAACUGUCAUCAGACUAAUUAGAUCAAACAAGUUAAUAGUUCUACACAGAUGAGCAAGCUAGCUAUUGUUUGCUGCUAACAUUUCCCUAUUACAUUUCCCAUAAGCGAGGCACAGAUUAUUUAGCUAUUUAGCAGACAGAAUACAGGGGACAAGGGUGUUGGGAUUUAAUCCCAAAUACUGCCCUAUAAUCACAGCCUGCAACAGGAUGAAUUAAAUGUCACUGUAAUUUUGAUUAAUUUAUCUGCGUCUAAUUAUGUGUUAAUGUACACUUACGAUUUGUGAUAAUCUAUUUAUUAAAAUAAACAGAUCAUGUAUUUUAUCCA
This is a messenger RNA of Paramormyrops kingsleyae, 5734 nucleotides long. Lineage: Eukaryota; Metazoa; Chordata; Actinopteri; Osteoglossiformes; Mormyridae. The record is from RefSeq and is a predicted model, not a curated record.